Molecule: messenger RNA, 1330 nt
Organism: Phymastichus coffea
Lineage: Eukaryota; Metazoa; Arthropoda; Insecta; Hymenoptera; Eulophidae
Gene: Rpt4
Product: 26S proteasome regulatory subunit 10B
Exons: 7
Coding region: 45-1226 (393 amino acids)
Biological process (GO): positive regulation of RNA polymerase II transcription preinitiation complex assembly
Cellular component (GO): cytosolic proteasome complex; proteasome regulatory particle, base subcomplex
Molecular function (GO): ATP binding; proteasome-activating activity; ATP hydrolysis activity
Source: RefSeq, a predicted model, not a curated record
GUCCAUUCGCAUUGCUCGAGGAUUAUACAGCAAAAUAAUUGAAAAUGUCUGCGACCGUAGAUUCUGUGAGAGAAAAAGCCCUUCAAGAUUAUAGAGAAAAACUUCUAGAGCACAAAGAGGUGGAGUCUCGACUUAAAGAGAUGCGAGAUCACCUAAAAGACUUAACAAAGCAGUAUGACAAGUCAGAAAAUGAUUUGAAGGCUCUACAAAGCGUUGGCCAGAUUGUUGGAGAAGUUCUAAAACAACUCACUGAAGAGAAAUUUAUUGUGAAAGCAACAAAUGGACCUCGCUAUGUUGUUGGCUGUAGGCGUCAAUUGGAUAAAAAUAAAUUGAAAUCUGGAACAAGAGUGGCUCUUGACAUGACUACUCUUACAAUUAUGCGAUAUCUUCCUCGUGAGGUGGAUCCUCUGGUUUAUAAUAUGUCUCGUGAAGAUCCCGGUGAUGUCACAUAUUCAGAGAUUGGUGGUUUAAGUGAACAAAUUCGUGAACUGAGGGAAGUCAUUGAACUUCCUUUGUUAAACCCUGAACUUUUCCAAAGAGUUGGAAUUACUCCACCAAAAGGUUGUCUGUUGUAUGGUCCACCAGGAACUGGAAAAACAUUGCUUGCAAGGGCUGUAGCCAGUCAGCUAGAUGCAAAUUUCUUAAAAGUAGUCUCUAGUGCAAUUGUUGACAAAUAUAUUGGAGAAUCUGCAAGAUUAAUUAGAGAAAUGUUCAAUUAUGCCCGAGAUCAUCAGCCUUGUAUAAUAUUUAUGGAUGAGAUCGAUGCAAUCGGUGGUCGACGUUUUUCGGAGGGCACCAGUGCAGAUCGUGAAAUUCAAAGAACAUUGAUGGAAUUACUCAAUCAAAUGGAUGGCUUCGAUUCAUUAGGACAAGUAAAAAUGAUUAUGGCUACUAACAGACCAGAUACUUUAGAUCCUGCUCUGUUGCGACCUGGUAGAUUAGAUAGAAAAAUUGAAAUCCCUUUACCUAAUGAACAAGCAAGACUGGAAAUUUUGAAAAUUCAUGCUAAUCCUAUUGCAAAGCAUGGAGAAAUAGAUUAUGAAGCUGUUGUGAAGCUCUCUGAUGGAUUUAAUGGUGCUGAUUUGAGGAACGUGUGUACAGAAGCAGGUCUAUUUGCUAUACGACUGGAAAGAGAAUAUGUGAUUCAGGAAGAUUUCAUGAAAGCUGUUAGGAAAGUAUCAGAUAAUAAAAAAUUGGAAUCAAAACUUGAUUAUAAGCCAGUAUAAACUUGGUUCUACAGUUUUAUUGUUUUUUAUAAUUGAAUCCCAUGCAAGUAACAUACAAUUUAUAAAUAAAUAUUUAUAUUAAGUAAUAAAAUUUAUAAUGUAUU